AUGACGACAGCGGCCGAGACAGCCGGCGGCCCUAGACGCGGCACCGGCGGUAGAGCCACGGUGCCAGAGCCGCUCGCCGUAGAUCCGCCAUGGCUGGACGCCCCAUCAUUCGCGGUGCAUAAGAUCCCCUCCACCGUCACCAGCUCCUCGCGCCUGCGCCCACCACUUGCUCCGUCGGUCACCAGUGCCAUGUGCCGCAGCAGUGACUAUGGCCAGAAUCCAGAUCCCGAUCUGAAAAAGCACGUUAGGCGGAGGAGCGACGGUGCCGACUUGUGCCCGCGUGGAGGCGACGAGCAGGGAGGUGUGUGUGUCAAGCAGCGAGGGCCGAGGAGCAGUAGCGGCGGCGGCGUAGAGAAGAGAAAGGAGACAGGAAGAUAUCGGGCCCGUUCGCUUCUGCGAAAAAAUAAGCAAAAACACUGCAGCGACUGGCGGUGUGAGAGAGAAAUACUGUAG
This is a messenger RNA of Miscanthus lutarioriparius, 453 nucleotides long. The record is from the annotation of a GenBank genome assembly. Lineage: Eukaryota; Viridiplantae; Streptophyta; Magnoliopsida; Poales; Poaceae.